Molecule: messenger RNA, 732 nt
Organism: Babesia bigemina
Lineage: Eukaryota; Apicomplexa; Aconoidasida; Piroplasmida; Babesiidae
Product: ClpP Protease,putative
Exons: 2
Coding region: 1-732 (243 amino acids)
Biological process (GO): protein quality control for misfolded or incompletely synthesized proteins
Cellular component (GO): endopeptidase Clp complex
Molecular function (GO): ATPase binding; ATP-dependent peptidase activity; serine-type endopeptidase activity
Source: RefSeq, a predicted model, not a curated record
AUGGUGCAGACACUUGCAGCGGCAUUUCUAAUUCACGGAACGAGUCAGUGCAACCCGUCUUUAAGGAGGUCAGGUCAUUUCGGAGCCCCCAGAAGUACGGCUAGGACACUGUACAUGGCGCCGAUUGGGAUACCCAAGGUAGAGUACAGAGCGCCCGGAUCUCAGCGUUCCGAUUGGGAGGACAUACAUACGCGGUUGUACAGGGAACGCAUACUUUUCGUCAGCCAAAAACUUGAUGACGAAUACGUGAACAUCCUGAUCAGUGCGUUGCUGUGCCUCGAUAACGAAACGCACGAAAAGCCCAUCACGCUCUAUAUUAACAGCCAAGGUGGGCCAAUCACCGCGGGCAUCGCAUUAUUCGACACGGUGAAACACAUCAAAUCAAAAGUGGCGACCAUCAACGUGGGAUUCUGUGGCGCCACUGCAUCCUUGCUGUUGGGAUCGGGGACACCGGGGAUGCGCGCAGCGUUGCCACAUUCCAGAGUUCUUAUGCACCAGCCAUCAGGCGCAUUGCAAGGAUCGGCCGAGCAGUUGAAAAACGACGCAAAGCACCUCCUGGACGUCAAAAAGUUACUCCACAGCCUGUACAGCCGUGUAACCAAACAACCUGUAGACAAAGUAACGGCAGACCUCGAAAGGGACAAUUUUAUGUCUGCUGAAGAAAGCCAGCAAUACGGACUCAUCGAUCGCAUUAUACAACCAAGUGAGAAAGCGGGUGAAGAGAAUUUGUAA